AUGCCACACGCCGUGCCAGUCUACAAGAGGCCGUCCAACAAGGACAGGCUAUACAUCGCACUAUAUGCCAGGGGUGGGGACAGCAUCAUGUCCGGGGGCGAGGACAAAUACCACUGGGCCCUCCUGGUCGGCCCAAAGCACGAAGACAGCAACUCAAAAGGCAAGCGGUUCCACGUCAAGGAGACCAUGACGACCGUCGACGGGCGCACCCAGAGCCGCUGGCUGUACGAGGAGCGCGACAUCGGCAUGAACCCCACGGCCAUGAUCCUCGUCCGGGUCAUCAUCGGCAAGGUUGCGAACCUGGAGCGCGUCGCCUCGGUGCUGCGCAAGGUGCCCCUGCACCAGGAACAGGCCGGCUGGAACUGCGUCUCGUGGCUGCGCGAUGCCCUCGAGGCGCUGCGCCGCGACGGGAAGGCGCUGUCGGGGGCGCGGUCGUCGGCUGCGACUGCUGGGGCUGCGACUGCUGUGUGGGAGGAGGACAGGGAGGCGGCGCUGGACUUUGUCAGGAGGAAGGAGAGGCAGCACCGGUUCGACGGGAAGGCCACGCCGGGGUGGUUUGAUAUGAGCCAGGUUGCGACUUAUGACUUCCUGCGAGACAGGGAGGUCAUUGCUUGA
Molecule: messenger RNA, 615 nt
Organism: Diaporthe batatas
Lineage: Eukaryota; Fungi; Ascomycota; Sordariomycetes; Diaporthales; Diaporthaceae
Exons: 2
Coding region: 1-615 (204 amino acids)
Source: RefSeq, a predicted model, not a curated record